AGUCGGGGUGUUGCUGUGGCAGCGUACGGAACCCUCAGUGCCCAGUUGUUGCAUUUCACAGUGAAAUCAGACGUGAAUAUUUUGCCCUUCCCACAAACAUAAUAAUAUCAUCCUCCUAGCUUGCUUGAGACUAACAUUGAUAUAGAUAAUUUCAUCCCUCUGCCACAUCCUCGACUUUUCUUCCCUUUUUUGGCAGGGAGUGUGGCAAAAUUAUGUCUAUUUGGGAUUCAUCAGCAGCGUGAAAAAUUCCAUGCAUGUCGUGGUGUGAAAAUGUGAUGGAAUGAAGUGUUUUGUGGGCGUGUGAAACCAAAAAGAAAAGAGGAAAAAAAGCAGGAAAAUUGUGCAGUCGAAGAGCUUUUUUUCCUCACUGUAUGACAGGACAGUGUUUGGGUGCUUAUCCCACCGGAAGGGGAUUUCCAGAGGGUACCAUCAGGUGGAUUUAAUGUCAAGUGCAGACGGUGGUAUACUCGACAGGUGCUCUUGUGAAUGAAUUUGUGCCCAACUUGUGCAUUUCAAACCAUGUGCAUCAGUAGCGCGAAAAAUCCAACCUCAUUCAAUGUGGAUUACAGACAUUGGUGUUCCCAGCAAGAUGAAAGUCUGAAGGAUUCAUGAGGGGCCAGAGCCCCCCGCUACAAGCAACCCACCGUGCGUCGGGUAGCAUCUAAAGCUCCUCGCGCGCAACCCACGUGCCCAGCAGUAUGGACGGGCGAGUGCUGCCGGUGCCCCCGCCCGACAGUGCUACGCUGGGAAUGCGGGGGCCCGGGCCCCUGCGCGAUAUCUAUGACUACGUGUUCAUCGAGAACAGCAACCCGGGUGCCUACAUGCUCCUCAACGCAGACACCACAAUCUUCCUCAAUGAGACGGCCCUCCUUGCAAAUACAACCCUUGCAAAUGGAAGCUCCCUCGCGUCGGGCAAUGGUACAAGGUCCAGUGAGGAGGUAAGCAAUGUCAUCUUCAUGGCAGCAACGUCCAUCAUCCUCGGACUAAUGAUCCUCAUUACAGUGAUCGGAAAUGUUUUCGUAAUUGCGGCAAUUAUCCUGGAGAGAAAUCUGCAAAAUGUCGCCAACUACCUUGUGGCCUCUCUGGCCGUUGCUGAUUUAUUUGUGGCGUGCCUUGUUAUGCCACUGGGGGCUGUUUACGAGAUUAGCCAAGGAUGGAUUCUUGGGCCUGAGCUCUGUGAUAUUUGGACCUCGUGCGAUGUUUUGUGCUGCACAGCUUCGAUAUUACACCUCGUUGCCAUCGCCACAGACAGAUACUGGGCCGUUACAAAUGUGGACUACAUGCACUCAAGAACAUCCAAGAGGGUCUUCACGAUGAUCUUCCUCGUAUGGUUCGCUGCAGUCAUCGUUUCGCUGGCGCCUCAAUUUGGAUGGAAGGACCCAGAAUACUUGCAACGGAUAGAACAGCAAAAAUGCAUGGUUUCGCAGGAUGUGGCCUAUCAGGUUUUUGCAACAUGCUGCACUUUCUACGUUCCUCUAUUAGUUAUUUUAGUGCUGUAUUGGAAAAUAUAUCAAACGGCCCGAAAACGAAUUCACCGUCGAAGGCCUAGACCACCGAUGGCGGGAAAUAAUAAUCAGACUGCUGAGGCAAAGACGAAAUCGCGAAUGCCUUUUCGCUUGGCCAGAUUCACAACACAGGGACGUUCCACCCUUGGGCUUGUUGAGGGGAAUUCCACCAAUACGGUCAACACGGUGGAAGAUACGGAGUACAGCAGUAAUGAGAAGAAGGGCAUCGAAGUUACAUCGUUUAACAAUUCCGACGAGGUCCCCGGAGCAUCGUCAGCUAAUCAAAUCACAACAGUGUCGCAUUUUAUCGUGAAUCAAGGGGAGAAUGGUCAGAGUCAUCAGGUGAAGGUAACCACAGCCCCCGCGGAAACUCCAAGUGCUCCCAUUCCCACAACAGCCACCAUCACACCGUCAUCCGUGGCCAGUCAGCUGUCCACACCGACACUGCAUCCGCACAACCAGCCACCGAGUCAAGUGUCGACGCCCAUACAGCACAGCGCCUCGGCGUCAACGAUGAAUCCACAUGCACAGGUUUCCAAGCGCAAGGAAACCCUCGAGGCAAAGCGCGAACGCAAAGCCGCCAAGACGCUGGCCAUCAUCACGGGGGCAUUUGUGGCAUGCUGGCUACCCUUCUUCGCAACAGCCCUCCUUCUGCCACUGUGCGACGCCUGCCAUAUCAACGAUACCGUGUGGUCGCUCUUCCUGUGGCUUGGAUACUUCAACUCCACCCUCAAUCCCGUCAUUUACACCAUCUUUAGCCCCGAAUUCCGACAAGCCUUCAAGCGUAUCCUCUUCGGUGCCCAUAGAAACUCCUACUAUCGUCCUGGAAAGUUCUAACAGGUAUCCCCUCCAUCCCCCAUUUAACCCUUAAUCUACAUAACUCUUACACAUAAACCACACGAAAAGUUAAGGAUUAUGCAUUGUGUGUGCCCUUCGUUGUGUCCUUUUCAAUCACUUUCUCAUUCAUUUUUAAUUAUAUUUCAAUGAAAUCUUAUUAAAAUAAUUUAUUUUUCAAUGAAAAAACUCAAGAUUAAUCCAGAAAAAAUUCAGAAAUGAACGAAAACCUUUUAAAAACCAUUUUUCUCGAGGGCGGGCUUUUUAAAAUUAUCUGCAAAUAAAUUGGACUAAAAGAGGCGCUCUUUUGCCAUUCAAUUUUAACCUUUUCACUCUGAAAGGUUGAAAAAAAAACCCUGCGAGAGAAAGUAGGAAGAAGAGAAAAGGCAAUCAAAUUGAAAGCCACAGCAGCAAAUUAGCUAGCAUUUGAUCAUUUUUUUCUGCCUGGUUUGAAGGAGCUGGAAAAACUACACGGAGCAGUGUGAAAGUGGGAAUUCAAUCUGUUCUUGUCAAAAAAAAAAGUAGAAAAUAAAAAACUUUCUGAUUUAGUGGAGUUUUCAUGAUGGGAAAGCUCUUUUCCAUGAGCUUUUCCAUCCCCCGUAUAAAGCCACAAAACUCUUUUGGGGGUUUGCACAACCAUUCAUCUUUAGCUUAUUUCUUUGCUUCUCUCCCUAUACUACCCCACAUCCAUACAUGUCUAAGGGAUUCUCUUUUUUCUUCAUCCGUAUUUUAAGGAGCAAAAAAAGUGAAAAGAGUGAGAAAAAUUCUUUUGGGGAAAAAUCCUGCAUUUUAUGCAAGGAAAUUGAAUAUUUUGAAUGUCUCUCGUGCAUUUUCUUUUCACAUUCCGCCACGAUAUUUAUUCAUUUUUUUUCCUCGGCUUCUCAUCCGUUUUUUUGCAACACUCCAACUCAUUGAGGAAUCCCGCAUAAGAGUGCGAGGAAGAAGAUUGGAAGGAAGAGGGGAAAGUGAGAGAAAAAUAAAUAAAAAAAACUACAUCCCUGUAUCCCCCUCAUUAAUCACAAUGAUUUAGUGAAUUUUCACCGCCACUAAAUCCAAAACUUUCUGACAUUCUUCGCCCUCAAAUCUGCAUCUGGACUUAAUAAAUCGCCCCAUCUUGCCUUUUUGGCAGCACCCCCCUUAAAACCCAAAGCAUCGUAUGUACCAUGCAAAGAAUAACAGGGACGUUAACAGGAUGAUUAAGGACACCGCGAAAGGGAGCACAUGAUGGAGGAGAAACAAUUUUUUAUAGUAAAUUGUGUAAAAAAUAUAACAAAAAACGAUAGAGUUGCGAGGGUGUGAAUUAUUAUUUUUCACGCAAAUACAGGGUGUAUCAGAUUAAAUGUCCCAGGAUGAGGUGUAAUUUGAUUAUAAACUUAUGUGAAAAAUUUUUUAAGUGUAAGAAAAGCUUCUAAAUGAAUCUUUCAGCUGAGACACAUUUUGUGCUAUAAAAGAAUUGAUAUUUUCUUUAUGAAUUAUCUCAUCAUCAUGUUUAAUGAUCAAAUGACAGAACAGAAAGUAUUACAAAAACGUCGGUGAAAGAGUAAAGAUCGUAAAAAAAAUAAAAGUAAAUACUUUAAAGAAAAUCCUUCUGUUUUAUAGCACACAGUGUGUCUUGGCUAAGAGAUAUUAAUAGGUAGUAUUUUUUUAGACCUUUCGAAUCUUUUAAUUCUCUCUUACAGAAUAAAAUUUGAAAAAAAUAAAAAGCGAUUUUAGAAAAAAUUAUUCCUAAAUUUUAUUCUAUUUUAACUCAAAAUAUUUCCUAAAUUAUUACUUUAUUUUUCUACGUGUAACAUAUUUUUAAAAAAAAUGUUUUUAAGUGGCGUUUCGGUGAUUUUUCUCUCCUUCCUCAGGCACAGAUAAGUGGAGAAGAAUUUAUUCUACAUUGACUGUCCCACAAAAUUUAUAACCUGAUGAAUAAGCUAAAAAUCACCAAAAACUUUUGAAUUUAAAUUAAAAUAAAUCAUAACUUAAAGCCAUUUAUUCUGAUGCACCCUGUUAUUUUUUAAGUAAUUUUUUUUAGUUAAUCCAUUCGAUGCAUUUUGGCACAAGAGGAAUUUACUAAAUAUUGAGAUGAAGGAAUUAGAAAAUAUAAUAUUAGAGUUAUCAUUAAAAAAAUGUAAAAUAAAUAGCAAUCCUGCAUAAGGAAAUGUUUUAAGGUACAUUUUAGAGUAUUAAGGAACAAGAGAUAAAAACACUGCUGUACAUAUAGUGAGAAAAUGUUGAACUACUAAUGAGAUACUAAUGAAAAAAAAUGAGAAUAUUCAAUGAAGAAGAAAGAAAAAAACUUUAUAUAUUAAUCAACAAUAUAUCGUAAGUAUAGUUAGUCGAUAAUUUAAUUUAUAAAUAGAAAAUAUUAAUAGAAAAAAAACCUAAAUAAGUUACUACUGAAAGAAGUUAAAGUUAAAAAAAAACUAUAGUGUGACUUAAAUAUUUAGUACAUUAUAUUGUAGGUAAAAAAAAAGUAAUAAGGCAAAAGAAAUUAGAGAUAAAUUAUUGAGAAUCAAAUUAAGAAUACAAAAAACAUGUUAAAAUUUGCAAGAAGAUGAAAAAAGUCUUUUAGAGAUAACAAAACACCUUUUAAGUGUAAUAACCAAAUGAAAAAAAAUGUGGAACGUUUAAAUAAAAAACUAUUAUAGAGCAAGAUAGUUUGUAAGAUGUAUUGAACGUAUUCAAAUGGGGUAUAAUGUUAAAAAUAAAAUUAAACAAAAAAAAAUGUAUAAAAACACGAGAAAUCAAACCAAGAUCCAAAAAAAAUGAAUGAAAUUUUAUAUAAGUGUUUCAAAAGAAGGAAAAAAGCUCUGUAAAUAAUUUCCCAAAAAAUAAAAUGAUGAAGUUUGCAACUGAACGAUUUAUAAAAAAUUUAAAAUAGAAAAUUAAAUAAUAAUUUUUCUUGUUAAACAAAAAUGUAGGAAAAAAUGAAGAAUUUGUUGAGUUUUAACCAAACCCAAAAGAAAAAAAAAUGAAGAAAAGGCGUGCGAAGAAGGAAAAGGAAAUGAUUUCAAGAAAAUACGUAUUGAGGUUAAAGCUUUAUACACAUUAUAUGACAAAAAAAAAGGAAGAUGAAGAAAAAAUGUCACAGGGAGCUUUCUUAAUAAGAAAAAAACCAACAAAGCAGAAGAACUUUGUCGACAAAGUGCAUCAUUUGUCGACAAAGUUGCAAGUGCUACAACUUUUCUGCCAUCACACAGAACAUCAUUAAGUGUUUGAAAAAUUAUAUUCCAACUCUCUCCCCCCUCAAUGACACAAUUUUUUGCAUGGAAAAUUAUAUCGGAUAAAAAUUAUAUUCAAAACGAAUCUAACAAAAAAUUAUAUACUUUUUCCCAUAUAAUUUUCCCAAUGUGGAUGAGUUUCCCAAAUGCAGAGACCAACAAGAAAAUAAAUCAUCAUCCUUAAAGAAAAUUUUGAUGAAUACGAAGAAAGAAAUUUAAAAUAGUUUUAUUUUGAAGAAAUUGUUAUAAAAAAAAAAGAAAUUUCUUAUAAAAUCAAGCAAUAGAAAGUCUUCAUUUUGGACGCAGAAGGAAUAAGGAAAAACUGCCCCAAAGGAGCUUUUUAUUUAAAAAAAAAAAUGAAAGGUUGAAAGAAGGGGAAUUGAGUGUGCCAAAAGAAAUGCCGCAAAGUUAUACAAUAAACCGACCACAUUGCUAAGAAACCCUUUAAAAAAAAAGAAUGUUCAUCCUAAACCCAAGAAAAAAAUGUAAAAAAAAAGUAAAUCAAAGUGAAAGAGAAUGCAUGUCUAACAUCAAAAAUAAAUAUUAGAAAUCAAAAAGAAAAAAAAAUUGUAAAUAAAAUGAAGGAAAUCAAUAAAGUCAUGUAAAUAUAAAUUAAAA
This is a messenger RNA of Lutzomyia longipalpis, 6166 nucleotides long. Its product is annotated as 5-hydroxytryptamine receptor-like. Lineage: Eukaryota; Metazoa; Arthropoda; Insecta; Diptera; Psychodidae. The record is from RefSeq and is a predicted model, not a curated record. Gene Ontology annotation, molecular function: G protein-coupled amine receptor activity. The transcript is spliced from 8 exons. The coding region runs from base 699 to 2342 and encodes 547 amino acids. Gene Ontology annotation, biological process: adenylate cyclase-activating adrenergic receptor signaling pathway. Gene Ontology annotation, cellular component: membrane.